Molecule: messenger RNA, 4158 nt
Organism: Toxoplasma gondii ME49
Lineage: Eukaryota; Apicomplexa; Conoidasida; Eucoccidiorida; Sarcocystidae
Exons: 8
Coding region: 316-2391 (691 amino acids)
Source: RefSeq, a predicted model, not a curated record
AGAAUUGGUGUUUUGUUGAUAUUGCGACAAAAGGAGCACAGUAUUGGGUGGCUUGAGCAGGGGUUUUUUAUUAUGGACUUCCCGCGUCCUUUUGUUGGUUUAAAUCUGAAGAUGGACAUUGUUUUGGAGUAGUCAAUGCUUGAGGCGGAGUAUUGCCUACGGCGGCUGAGUUCGUGUCCGGAGAAGAUUACCAUGUGGCAGGCGGUCGCCUCACUCAGGUGUAACCCGCUUUUGAGCUUCGAUUACAGAUCGUCGAUCCACAUAUUCGUUUAGCGGUUAUGAGCACCAUCUCCCUCUCCCAAGGCAAUUGUUAAUAUGAGGACCCAGUGGCAGCUGCUGGCCUUCAUGUGGAUAUGCGGCGUCCACAGUUGUGCUGGUUCCCCACCCCACCGAGGUACAGGUUUCGUAACUUUCAACUCGUCAGAGAUUCUCUUGGGGAAAGAUGUCGGUCGCCGGUGGCUGCCGCGUGCGCAGCAGGAAUAUCUGUCGCCUCCGCAUGCGGUUGCGUUCGUGCAAGUGACAGAAGAGAGAAGGGGGAGGAUUGGGAAUCUCCUACAAAGAGCGGCGGAUUUCAUUACAAGAAGGAAUCUCGUGACGGAAGAGGAAACACAGGCAGCCAUUGAUGAACAUGUCAGGACGAAGGACGGAUUGAAUUUAGGCAUCCUCAGCUGCACCUCGUAUCCUAGCGAGAGAACUCGCAAGAAAGUGGAUCGGUUCUGCAAUGAGUUUCCCCGCGGAAGCCAGCUCAUCAGCCUCUGCCAUAGGCUUGAGCAUUGGCUUCUUCAAAAGUUAGACCACCUGAAGACCAGUUGCAAGAGCGGCGUUGCAGAAUGCCUGCAGCAACUGCGCUUACCCUUGACGCAGACGGCCUUGGUAGGCCUCUACAGUGACGAGGGUGAUGAUGAGUUGUACAAACUCCGUCGCCCUGACCUGCCACAGGUAGAUCUCUCUGUUCUGUACAGUGGUGAAGACGCUGUUUCUCCUCUCUUUAAGGAGACGGUCGGGGCAUCUUUCAGCGUGUCCGUCUACGGCCAAGAGAGGGUCGAGGGCAUUGUCAGCGCCAAACAGGUGUCGGCUCUGCCGCCAGAACGGCGACACCGACUGUUGCUGAGCCUUCUUGCCUAUUUUCUACUCGAUUUGCGAAGCAUUCCACUAGUUGAUCCAAUGCUGAUCACCCUUCUACUACGGUUAACCACGAGCGGUUGCGGCAGAACGGAAAAGCGGAAAGUCGAAGUCGAAGCAAGAGGCAGGAAAAGACCUAUCAAAGUGAAGGGAAAGCGCGUAAUGCUCGUCGCCUGGUCCGAGCUUAUCAAGCACAUGGUCGGAAUCGGAGACUGUUCAUCCUUCUCUUCGGCCCCUAACUGCGUCCUUUUAACGACCUUUCUGCAUUGGCAGCAGCAGGUGACUGAGCAACUGAAUAAGGUAUCUGUCGGGCAAGGCGACGAAAGAGAGGCUGACCCUAAAGGUGACACGAAUGCUGCCGAACACACCCAGGCCGAUGAAAAACUCCAUAAACUGGCGGCCAAAGUCCUACGGCGCGUUGAACGCACACUCCUUCUCGUGAACUCAAUGAUGCAGAUAAAGUUCAAGUGGCUCAUUAACUUCCUUGGGAAUCACAAGUCGUCGCGGAAUCUGCUCCUGAAAGUGGCUAAAAAGCUGGCCAAUAAAACCUUCGGAUUGAGUACAGUGUCAAGGAAAGCUGAAAAGGAUGCGAAGAAGCUUGCGAUGCCUCUUGCAGCCCGAUAUGGUAUCGUUCUGUUCUACAAGGUGCAAAAGGAGGGCGAAGUUCUUGUUUCAACAGGGAAACAAGGUUUGGGAAAACUGGUGGGUCAGCUGGUCCGCACGACAUUGAAGCAAAUGUGGGGAUUAGACACAGACAUCAAAGCCAAGAAGCGCAACGGACAGUCACUGAUACAGAAAGCAUCAAAGGCGUCUACAGUCGUCAGCUUUAGGAAGAUGUUGCAGGCCGCUGGAAAACCCGUAGGAGUGAGGUGGAUCCCUCGUCAUUCACUGCACUUCCCUUGCGACAGCCGAUUUGUAAGACAGAUGAAGGCUUAUAUCUUUCCAGGGAAUUUUUCACACUGUGACGAAGCCCACAUAUCUCUCAUUCAAACUGGAACAGGAGGCUUGUCAAAGAAGUUAGUUACCGGAGGAGCUGGACUCGUCGCUAUAAUCUUUGGGAUUUCCGGUGUGGUGUCUGGAGGGAUAUCCAUGAUAUUCCCUGCCUUAUUUAUUAUUGGGGGUCUCUGCCUCUGUCUUUACAGUGUCAUUUCCUCGCUGCAGGACCUCGGCAUAGUGCCUCGUCUCGGUGACCACCAGUCGGCGGGAACAGAGGACCAUGAACCCUUAGAGGAGGGAGAUGAGUCUCCCGAUGAGGAAUUAAUCGGAUGAUUGGAAUUGUUGAUAGGUGUAAGAUUGAAUCUGUGCGUUAAGUCCUCAAAGGACAGAAUGUCUUUUUCCGAAUGAUGAAAGGCACGCUUCAUGAUCUGGAUGGAAUAAUUCGUACGGACAACUUGCAGGACUGUGACCGGCAAUGUCUUCAUCCAGCAUGAUCUGAUGCCUCGUGAAAACAAUGGAUUUUUUAGGUCGUGUUUGAUGGGGUUUUCAGUUCUAAGAAGCCUUAAGAGAACUGUUGACGGCCGCGAACAUGACCAGCGCCAUUUGGGGGGUCGUAGUGUUUUCGUAGCUCCCGUCCAGCAUGAAAUCCCGAUUAAUUUACGAUGUGUACAUGCACAAUCCCCGACGGAAGAUCAGGACGGCGUGCCUGUUAAAACUGGAGUCGUUUUUGUAUGUUUCUGAGCCUGACCUUCCGUCCGAAUUAAACACGCCUUGGGGCAGGUGCAGAGCCGUUUGUGCCCCUUCACUGUCUCCGGCCUAUUGUCACGACAAUCGAGCGCCAGGUGUUCGCCAUUCUGGAACACUUAUGGCCCUCCAUGCAUAUAUGCGAUGAUCUUGUUAUUUGUCUCUCUACGGCCUGACUUGACGCUGAGUCCCAAAACUCGUAUGAGUUUACUACAGCACCCUCUAGCCACGCGUGGCUUUCUCGUUGGUAGGCCGUCAGAGGUCAGUAGUUCUGUUAGCAUUGCAGGUUUAUGUUUGCUUCUACCUCAGUUUUGUGAAUGCCUUCAACGUACUGCUACUUAAUGCAUUGACCUGCCUGUUUCACAGUGAAACGCCAUGUGGGUUGGCACCACCACAUGUUUGAGGCUUAGAACAGCGCGUGAAGUGUACAUCUACAAUGUGCAACAAAAAGCGCCCGCCUGACUUCUACUUGCCUGAAUUUUGAAAUUUCGUUCUUAAGUGGAGGCUUCAGAACACACGGUAAUCAUUUGCCUGCUACUUCUGGCUACUGCGCUAUUAUAGCUCAUCGUUUCUGCCAUUCAGAGCUGUCUUCUGAGUCGGCUUUAAGCACACCAUUCAGCCCGCUUCAUCCAUUAUAUGUUAUGCUUGUUCUGUCCAGAACUAUCCCUACAUACUUUUGUUUUUUCUAAACUGUGUGCCUAGAAUGAACCGAACGUAUUGGCACGGCUUCGGCGAGACACGUCGAUACUUUGCAGAAACGAAGAAGAGGGAGAACCGGACAAUCUGCAGAGAAGCAAGAUCGUAUCAGCUUACUGUAAUUUCACUUUACCCGCGGCAGCGCCUUCACAAGUGAACGUGGUCGUUGGCAUCCAUCUGAACCUUCGACUGGAUUCGCUCCAAAAGGAUUUCAAAUUCUAAGGUGGACUUCAUACAACACAGGUCUAAGGAGACAACAGGCUUCUCGAGUACACUGUGCGUUUUUCUCGUCUCUAGGAUUGAGAGUUUUUGCAAUCGCUGUACGCGUUGAACAGUCAAGGUUCCGCAUGAUCGGAAUGCAUGCUGCAAUUUGCAAACGCGACUUGCAUAUGCGAAGGAAAUUCCUGUCGCAUUAAGCAGUGUUCUGGGUCACUGCAUUCAUGCGACCAGGUGCCGUUGCAAAACCAGACGUAUUUACAGAAAUGUGAGCCUCAGAAUGUGGCACCGGUCGUCAAGGUCGCGUUGUGGAAAAGCUACCUCCACGUGAGGCAUGAAGCUCACUUGAACUACAUACUGGGUUUUGGCUAAAGCUUCGCCGGACCAAGCCAGAAAAGGCACAUCUCAUUAACUUACACGGUGACUGGAGCGUAGGAACCUGAU